AUGAAAAUCAAAAUCGCAAUUCAGAAAUCAGGCCGUCUCUACGAUGAUUCUCUUCGUUUACUGAAAGAAUGCGGCAUCGCUAUCGCUAACGGCGCCAAUAAACUUAAAGCCGAAGCCGCCAACUUUCCCAUUGAAGCGUAUUUCCUCCGCGACGAUGAUAUUCCGCAAUAUGUUGAAGACGGUGUCGCCGACAUCGGUAUCGCCGGAGAAAAUGUCGUCUAUGAAAAACAGAAAGAGGUUACCGUCCUCGAAAAACUGGGCUUUGGAAAAUGCCGGCUUAGUAUUGGGGUCGACAAGAAUGAACAGUUUUCCCACGACUGGCUCAACGGAAAACGAAUUGCAACCAGUUACCCCGUCCUUCUUCAACAAUACCUCGAUAAACAAAAACUCAACGCCGAAAUACAUGAGAUCAGUGGUAGUGUAGAAAUUGCUCCCGGGAUAGGUCUCGCUGAUGCCAUUUGCGAUCUCGUUAGCAGCGGUUCAACUUUACUUACCAACGGACUCAAGGAAGUUGAAACCAUUCUUUCAUCGCAGGCCGUGCUGAUCAGUAAUAACAAUCUCGACGAAACGAAACAGAACCUGGAGAUCAUCAAUCUUUUACCAGGCAUGAAAAGCCCGACCGUAUUACCAUUGGCAUCGCCACGCUGGAGCAGCGUUC
Molecule: messenger RNA, 658 nt
Organism: Ostertagia ostertagi
Lineage: Eukaryota; Metazoa; Nematoda; Chromadorea; Rhabditida; Trichostrongylidae
Source: the annotation of a GenBank genome assembly